This is a messenger RNA of Lodderomyces parapsilosis, 2148 nucleotides long. RefSeq names its product glutamine--fructose-6-phosphate transaminase (isomerizing) (gene GFA1). Lineage: Eukaryota; Fungi; Ascomycota; Pichiomycetes; Serinales; Debaryomycetaceae. The record is from RefSeq and is a predicted model, not a curated record. Bases 1 to 2148 code for a protein of 715 amino acids. The transcript is spliced from 2 exons. Gene Ontology annotation, biological process: fructose 6-phosphate metabolic process; UDP-N-acetylglucosamine metabolic process; protein N-linked glycosylation. Gene Ontology annotation, molecular function: L-glutamine:D-fructose-6-phosphate transaminase (isomerizing) activity; carbohydrate derivative binding.
AUGUGUGGUAUAUUUGGAUACGUUAAUUUCUUGGUUGACAAAAAUAGAGGUGAAAUCGUUGACACUCUUAUUGAAGGGUUACAAAGAUUGGAAUACAGAGGCUAUGACUCUGCUGGUUUAGCAGUUGAUGGUAAUUUAGUCAAGGAUGGUGAAAAUGGCGAUAUUAUGAGCAACAUUAUUGUCAAAUGUCCAGGUAAAGUCAAAGUCCUCAAACAAAAAGUUCAAGAUGACAAGAUUGAUAGAACUGCUGUGUUUGAUAACCAUGCAGGAAUUGCUCAUACUAGAUGGGCCACUCAUGGUCAACCAAAGGAGGAAAAUUGCCACCCUCAUAGAUCAGAUGCAGCCAAAGGUGAAUUUAUUGUUGUCCAUAAUGGUAUCAUUACUAAUUUUGCUGCAUUGAGAGAAUACUUGUUAUCAAAGGGCCAUCAAUUUGAAAGUGAAACCGACACUGAAUGUAUUGCCAAAUUGUUUAAACACUUUUAUGACUUGAACUUGAAAGCGGGUGUUUCUCCUGAUUUUAAUGAAUUGACCAAACAAGUAUUGCAUGAAUUGGAAGGUUCUUAUGGGUUACUAGUCAAGUCAUUCCAUUAUCCUGGUGAAGUAUGUGGUACUAGAAAAGGUUCGCCAUUAUUGGUUGGUGUUAAAACUGAUCGUAAAUUAAAAGUUGAUUUUGUUGACGUUGAGUUUGAAAAUAAUGCUUCUGGUGCUGUUGUUCAACAACAAAUUGGUCAAACUUUGUCCCCCAAUGGAACCACUGCUCAAGAUUUGGGAUUUAUCCCCGUUGCUCCUGGUGAACAAAAUUUAAGAACUUCACAAUCAAGAGCUUUCCUUUCUGAAGAUGACUUGCCAACUCCAGUUGAAUUUUUCUUGAGUUCAGAUCCAGCAUCAGUUGUUCAACACACCAAGAAAGUUUUGUUUUUGGAAGACGAUGAUAUUGCUCAUAUCUAUGAUGGUGAAUUACAUAUUCAUAGAGCUUCUACAAAGAGUGCUGGCGAAUCCACCGUUAGACCAAUACAAACAUUGGAGAUGGAAUUGAAUGAAAUCAUGAAGGGUCCAUUUAAACAUUUUAUGCAGAAGGAAAUUUUCGAACAACCAGACUCGACUUUUAACACCAUGAGAGGUAGAAUUGAUUUUGAAAAUAACACGGUGACAUUGGGUGGUUUGAAAGCUUGGUUGCCAACAAUUAGAAGAUGUAGAAGAAUUUUGAUGAUUGCUUGUGGUACUUCAUAUCAUUCAUGUUUGGCAACGAGAUCAAUUUUUGAAGAGUUGACGGAAAUCCCAGUUAGUGUUGAGUUGGCUAGUGAUUUCCUUGAUAGAAAAUCCCCAGUUUUCCGUGAUGACACUUGUGUCUUUGUUUCUCAAUCAGGUGAAACUGCUGAUUCUAUAUUGGCAUUACAAUAUUGUUUAGAAAGAGGCGCGCUAACUGUUGGUAUUGUCAAUUCUGUUGGGUCCUCAAUGUCAAGACAAACCCAUUGUGGUGUCCACAUAAAUGCAGGACCAGAAAUUGGUGUUGCUUCCACAAAAGCCUAUACUUCGCAAUACAUUGCCCUUGUUAUGUUUGCCCUUUCAUUAUCCAACGAUUCGAUUUCAAGAGCCAGUAGACAUGAGGAAAUUAUACAAGGAUUACAAAAGAUACCUGAACAAAUUAAACAAGUUUUGAAAUUGGAAGACAAGAUUAAGAAAUUGUGUAAUGAUGAUUUAAAUGAUCAAAAAUCAUUGUUGUUGUUGGGUAGAGGUUACCAGUUUGCCACUGCUUUGGAAGGAGCUUUGAAAAUUAAGGAAAUCUCUUAUAUGCAUUCUGAAGGUGUAUUGGCUGGUGAGUUGAAACAUGGUGUCUUGGCCCUUGUCGAUGAUAAAUUACCCAUAAUUGCAUUUGCUACUCGUGAUUCACUUUUCCCGAAAACCAUGUCGGCAAUUGAACAAGUUACUGCUAGAGAUGGUAGACCCAUUGUCAUUUGUAAUGAAGGUGAUGCAAUCAUAUCCAAUGAUAAAGUUCAUACGACAUUGGAAGUGCCACAAACAGUUGAUUGCUUACAGGGAUUGUUAAAUGUUAUUCCUGUGCAAUUGAUUAGUUAUUGGUUGGCGGUAAACCGAGGUAUUGAUGUUGAUUUCCCUCGUAAUUUAGCCAAGUCUGUUACUGUUGAGUAA